AUGGUUUACAAAUUUAUUGUUUAUCCUGGUAAUAAUUCAUUUGUCAUUAGAGAAGCACUUUUAAAAAGAGGGAAUUGGAAAGAAGUAUAGUAUGAUGAUCCUAAUAUUAAUUUAUCUGAAAUUGAUUUCAUUUGGUCACCAAACAGCCUUUCUACUAAGGAAUAUGAAAAGAUUGUAGAAUUAGAGAAAAAAAAUCCAAAUCAUCAAAUAGUCAUCAACCAUUUUGAAAAUAAUUAAUCAUUGACAACUAAAUCUGACAUGAUAAAAGCAUUGAAUAAUCAUUACAGAAAAAACUCAGAAGCAUAAAAAGGAGGAUAUAAUGUUUUCCACUCAAUACCAGCUACCUAUGUCCUUAUAGUAGGUGUAAAUGGCAAUGAUCAAAGAGAUUUUCAAAUUAAAUUUAAUGAAAUAUCUAAGUCUAAUUUCAAAAGAUGUACUCUUCCUGAAAAACACUGCUCUAAUAACAUUUGGAUUUUAAAGCCUGAUAAUAUGUCUCAAGGAAAAGGAAUAGAAAUUUUUCAAAGUUUGAAAGCUAUUUUGAGCUUUUUACACUAUAAACCUGCAUUUAGUAAAUGGGUUAUCCAAAAAUAUAUUGAAAGGCCUCUGCUAUAUAAUGGAAGAAAAUUUGAUCUCAGAGUAUGGGUUCUUUUAACAAAUAAGGGAGAGCUAUUUGUCUACAAGAACGGAUAUCUUCGAACAAGUUCAUCUAAAUACAGUAUGCAAACGUUUAAUGAAGCUGUACACCUCACUAACUGGAGUCUUUAAAAAGGUCUUCCUAGUUAUGAAAAGCAUGAAUAAGGAAAUAGAUUACCAUUAAAGGAGGGAUUAUAAUACAUUUUUGAUACUUAAUUUAGUAAGUACCAAGUUGACUAUGAAAAACACAUUUAUCCUAGAAUGAAAGAUUUGAUUAUUGAUCUAGUAAGAAGCUGUGAACAAGAGAUGUUUAAAAGCAAGAAACUCAAUAAUUGCUUUGAGUUAUAUGGGUUUGAUUUCAUUAUUGACGAGGAUUUGAGAGUUUGGUUGAUUGAAGCUAAUAAGAACCCAGGAUUCGGCUUACCUACUGAAAAGGCUAGAAAAUUGAUUGACGAAAUGGUAGAUGAAUUACUAAGGUUAACUAUUGAUUAAGAUUAUACACCUAAAGCUGCUCUUUAACCAAGAUAAAAUGUAUUUGAUUUAAUAUACACUAUGAAACCAUCUCCAUUUAACAAAUUUUAACCAAAAAAUGACAGAAGACCUUUCAAUAUAAGUGUAUAUCCUAUUCCAUAACUUGAGCCAUAAUAAUCUUCAGGAGAAAAGAGAUAUUAAGUUCUUAAUCCUUUACAGGAUAUUAAACAAGAAAAAGAAAAAAGCAAACAAACUGAGAUGGAUUAUUCCAUAGAGGUACUUAAUGAAGAACAAUAAAAAAAAUAAAACCAAGAAGAAUAAGAAGAUAAAAAAAGAGAUGAGUUAACCUAAAAACAAUAGAAUGAAAAAAUAAUUGAAAGCAGAUAUACUCUAAAAGAGAUAAACAAUGAUCCUUAUAUUUUCGAAAAAAACUUAGAAUCUUAGGAAAUUUGCUUAAAGCAAUAAAAGGAGUAAACUAAAAAAUUUAAAAGUAAAGAUAAUCUAGAUAAAAAUGUAGAUGAUAUGUAAAAGGGGUUUGGUUUACAAGCACUAAAUUCUUAAAAUAGUAAUAAUAACCAAUAAAGAAUUCAAAAAAUUAUGUCGAGUACGCUAUCACAGCCUACUUUCCAUCAAAAUUUAUUAAGUUUUGCUUUGAAAUCUCCUAGAAAAUUAGAUCCCUUAUUUAACUCUGUUAAGUAAUUUAAAGAUUCUUCUUAUAUUUAAGAAGAGGAAGAAAACGAAAAAAAAGAUGAGUUUGCUAAAUCAUAAAAAAUAAAUUCCUACAUGGUUUAGUCUUCUAAAAUAAUACUUGAGCCGAUUUCAUCUAACGAUUAACAAAAAGAAUUAAUAAAAAGAUUAAACUAAUAGUAAAAGAAUUUAUAUCAGUAGUUAAAAGAAUUAAAUGAUAAUUCUGCUUAAGAUUACAAUUAAACAUCUUAAAAACUGAGUGAUGGAAAUUAUACUCCAAUCUAAACAAUGUAAAAUAAAUCCUAAGAAAGGAAGAAAAUGUUAAAUAGAUAAUAAAGCAGGUCAUUAUUUAAAAUAAAGUUGUUGAAUGAACAAAAAAAUUAGUAAAAAUAAGACUACUCAAUUUAGCCGAUACUUGCAAAAAGUAUGAGCACAACAAGUAAUUGGAUAAAAUAAUAAUAAAAAUAAGAUAUAAACACCAAUUUUCAAAAAUAUUAGAUGGUUUAACAAAAAAAAUUACCAGCUUUCUCACAUUCACUUCAUUAAGCUAAUAAAAAUAGUGAAAUCAAGCAAUUUAGCGAAUAAUAAAAAGAAAUGUAAUAACCUAGCAUAUUUUAAUAAAAAGAAAGUCUUUACAUCUAAAAAUAAGAAUUAAGUUAUCUUAAUCAUAUUUGA
This is a messenger RNA of Tetrahymena thermophila SB210, 2466 nucleotides long. Its product is annotated as tubulin-tyrosine ligase family protein. Gene Ontology annotation, biological process: protein modification process. The record is from RefSeq and is a predicted model, not a curated record. Lineage: Eukaryota; Ciliophora; Oligohymenophorea; Hymenostomatida; Tetrahymenidae. The transcript has 8 exons.